GUAAUAAAGUUAUCCAAACAUUUUGGAAUUUAUAGGAAGCGGAUCAUACGCACUUUUUGUUUGUAAAUUUGGACAAGCGUACGACUUCUUUUUCAUUUAUCAAAUAAUCAUGCGGAUGAAUAUGCAUACCUCUUCGUAUUAUAAUGUAUAUAAAAGAAUAAUGUAAGUCGAAAUUCAGUCGGGCGUACGGUUUUGCCCAAAUCACUACUGUUUUUUAAAUUUGAAUCACAAUAAGCGUUGCCGAGGAAGAAUGGAUAGAAGACUUCGGUACAGUGUGCAAGCGGUCCUCGUACUAAUCAUUGCCGGCUGCAGCGAUUACGCGGGAGCCGCUAAAUCGUCCAAGUUCAGGCUGCCCGAACGAUUCGCGGGUAUCGAUACGACGACCGACAAGAAUAUGAACGAGGUACUGAUGAAGUACAAUCCCGUGAAUCUUGGCACUGGCGCGCCGGACUUUCUUCCACCGACGUUCGUCAGAAGUGCCAUGUGGAACGUCAGCGUCAGCGAUGAUCCUGCGGUGAAUCAGUAUUCGAACCCUGAUGGUCAUAAGAAGCUUCAGACAGCAGUCGCCAGGCUCUACUCGGACCUUAUAAAUCGCGAUUUGGAUCCCAACGAGAAUGUCAUCAUUACCGUGGGUGCCUCCGAGGCUCUGUACGUGACGAUCCAGGCUCAUACUAAUCCUGGCGACGAGUGGAUCUUGAUCGAGCCAGCUUUCACGGCGUAUCGCAGUCUGGUGAAAAUGGCAGGGGGUGUGCCCAAAUUGGUGCAGUUGAGACCGAAAAAGACUCGCGGGAAAAUAUCGUCGAGCGAUUGGGUGUACGAGAGGAAGGAAAUGGCCAGGGCUUUCAACAGAAAGACUAAGGGUAUCUUGAUAAACACUCCGCACAAUCCGACUGGCAAAGUGUUUACCAAGGAGGAACUGCAGUUCAUCGCGGACUUGGCUGUCAAGUGGAACACGCUCGUUGUGACCGACGAAGUCUACGAAUGGUUGAUUUACAAACCAAACAAGCACGUGAGGAUAGCUGGCUUACCGGACAUGUACGAGCGCACCAUCACGAUCAGCUCUGCCAGCAAGAUGUUUUCCGUGACUGGAUGGAGAGUCGGUUGGCUCUAUGGGCCGUCCGAGUUGCUGAGCAAUGUCAGAGUGGUGCAUUUCAAAUUGGUUUUCUCCGAUCCGACUCCAUCGCAGAUAGCCGUGGCAGCGGCGAUGAACAACUUCCGAAAGGACCUGGAUCGUCCAAACUCCUACUUGUCGAGUUACUUGAAAGAGCUGCAGUCGAAACGCAACGACGUAGUUGACGUGCUCGAGGAGAUAGGCAUGUCACCGAUCGUCCCGGAAGCAGGAUUCUUCGUCAUGGCCAACUGGACUGCUCUUUCCUGGCGCGCGAGACUCCAAGAUGAACGCGGUGCCUUUCUCGAUGUGAGAUUCGCCAAGUGGCUGGCUAAAAACGUCGGUGUACUUGGCGCGCCCGUUUCGCCCUUUUACAACGAUGUCAACGAUAAAAACUCGGGAGAGAGCUAUCUUCGAUUUUGCUUUAUUAAGAAAAACAAGACUCUCCAAGAAGCUGCAAAGCUAUUGCUAGAAUGGAUCCAGUGGCAAUGAUAUCGUAUAAUUUGUUGUUGAAUUUUUGUUUGUGUUAUACAUUUUUGUUAUGUUGAUUUGGGCGUCGUUACUAGGUGAUAUGAUGAGGAGAAGGCGAUAAAUAAAAAUCUGGAACAACAAUCUGAAA
Molecule: messenger RNA, 1727 nt
Organism: Nasonia vitripennis (jewel wasp)
Lineage: Eukaryota; Metazoa; Arthropoda; Insecta; Hymenoptera; Pteromalidae
Product: kynurenine--oxoglutarate transaminase 3
Exons: 8
Coding region: 251-1600 (449 amino acids)
Biological process (GO): biosynthetic process
Cellular component (GO): mitochondrion; cytoplasm
Molecular function (GO): L-kynurenine:2-oxoglutarate transaminase activity; pyridoxal phosphate binding
Source: RefSeq, a predicted model, not a curated record